AUGACACCAGCCCUCAGAGAGGCAUCAACAAAAGGUCAUGGUAUCCACUUGUCACCUUCUUUGUCCUUUAGAGCUAUGGAGUCUGAUACAGCUUUGUGCAUGGAAAAUUCCAGAGCAGUGGAAGAGAAGAUAAAAGAGGACUCCAUCGCACAGAUUACUUGCUCAGUCCUGGGGUUCUCCACUGCUGAGCCCAACUUCAGGAAUAACAUCUUCGGCGUGCAGUGUUUCGGUUCUCCGCCAUCCUCCAGGCGCUAUCAGUCCGUCUUGCUAAUGAGCACCAAUUCUGCCUUUAGCAACAGGAGCGGCAAGCAAACGAAAGGGGGAGAGCCCCACUGCUCCCAGCUGAGAAAUUCCUUACAGAAUGGUGCUGACACAUCGUUUGGGCAGAUCAGCCAUUCCCAACCUGAGGAACCUGAGGAGCAGGGCAAAGGAGAAACGUUUUCGGAGAGCGCGUCUCCCAGUGUGGCAGAAAUGCAGAGACUUUUGGGUUCGAACAUAACCGAAGCCGGCACCGCGGAAGAAAUGCAGCUUUCAAAUGGGAAAUGGUACAAGAAGAAUGGCUUUUUGGGUAGGGCUUUGGAAGUCUGCACUGAAUCUAUAAAAGGGGAUUUAUUACACCAAAUUCUUCGUGGGCCUUCGGAAGGGAUUUCGAGCGGCCCCCAGGAGGAGGUGUGCGCUCGCUUACUCCAGUGUGUCACCAAGCAACAGAUGGAAAUCAGCCGUGCCAAAAGAACUCAGAAACGUUUACAAAUGCUCCUGGCAAAGCACGUUAUCAAACACUGUGAUCAGCAACUGAAAUGCUUCGUGAAACAUCACCUACAAAGAAUGAAGGUUUUCCACGAGCCAGCCAGGUUUUUGAGCGGUAGCUCCCUCAAGUGCACUGAAGGUUGGCCAGAGAACAACGCAGCCACUUUGGAGAGUAGUUGGAGUGCGGAUGGACAGGAGGGAGUUAGCCUCGCACCAGCUGAAGUUCGGGGGUUUGCACUUUCUGCUGGAGGGCUGCUGUCUCGUGUGGAGCAGGACCUGGACUCUGAUGCCACAUGUAGCAGCUCAGAUGACGAUGGUGAGGAACAGACUGUAAGAACAACUGUGGAAGCGUAA
Messenger RNA from Indicator indicator, 1101 nucleotides. RefSeq names its product KAT8 regulatory NSL complex subunit 1-like protein. The record is from RefSeq and is a predicted model, not a curated record. NCBI's taxonomy places the organism in Eukaryota, Metazoa, Chordata, Aves, Piciformes, Indicatoridae. The transcript has a single exon. Gene Ontology annotation, molecular function: histone acetyltransferase binding. Bases 1 to 1101 code for a protein of 366 amino acids. Gene Ontology annotation, cellular component: NSL complex.